This is a messenger RNA of Anopheles coustani, 6848 nucleotides long. RefSeq lists its product as uncharacterized. Gene Ontology annotation, biological process: regulation of transcription by RNA polymerase II. The record is from RefSeq and is a predicted model, not a curated record. Bases 1477 to 5460 code for a protein of 1327 amino acids. The transcript has 12 exons. Gene Ontology annotation, cellular component: nucleus. Lineage: Eukaryota; Metazoa; Arthropoda; Insecta; Diptera; Culicidae. Gene Ontology annotation, molecular function: protein dimerization activity; DNA-binding transcription factor activity, RNA polymerase II-specific; RNA polymerase II cis-regulatory region sequence-specific DNA binding.
ACGAUGCAGUGCAGACGAUUUUCCAAAUCCUCCGAACAGCAUCAGUAGUGGCAAUAAACAUAGCGGGACUAUUUCGUUGAUAGAUUCAGCGGCGAUCGCUUGGAAUAAUUCUGCUGGUGCCUCGGAUACGGUUUGCGUUUGUUUCAAGUUGUUUUGUUUUGCUGUGAUCUCGGAAUACGAUCACCAUAAGUGCACCCCUCGUGAAGAAAAGAAAGGUUAUCAAUGUCGUCGUUGUCAGUGCUCGAGCGCAGAAAAACGUACGGCAGCGUUGACCAGCAGGAAUAACAAGGCAACCCGUGCCAUGACGACGGUGGAAUCUUCCAGGUGAAAAGCGGACAUAUUUUGAUCGAACCUUCCACACACUUGCUGUGGUACCGCGCUAUCUUUCUCGCCCCUCCAAACGUCAUCGCCUCUUGGUGCUUGCCAACCUAAGCAUUGGUAUCGAAAUAAACCAGCGAUUAUUGUUGGCUCGAAAUUGAACCAUUCGCCAUCGUCGGGAAGCCAACUUGAGGCCAUCGAUAACAACUUCCUUCGCUCCUCUUCUGGUAGGCAAACAACUCCGCCGGACGUCACGACAAGUGUGCGCUCUUCUUUACUCGGAACGACAGCGUGCGUAAAGGACAGGCGUUGUUACACGUAUUUUUGGGUGAAAAAAGAUAGUGACGCGAACGUGGUUCACCAGCAGCAGCAGCUUGUGACCGUUUAGAUAGCGAUUCGAAUACACGGGUUACUUCCAACAGUGGCCAGUGCUGUCCGGUUGCCAGCUAAGAGACGGUGCAGGUCACUCAUCCGGGCGAAUCGGAAACGGUGCGUUAGUUGAGAUAGCUUUCCACGAACGACGCAUACACACACGAUGGCCGAAUGGAGAAAGUCCUUCGGUUACAUUACGUGCAUUUUGGCGUGCAUGUGCACUCGCUAGUGCAAAAUUGACAGCUUGGACAACCAGGCAUUAAAAGCCGCGUGUUAUGAGUAGCAAAUGGUGCCAGUAGAUCGAUUCCAUCUCGCAGCAGCAUCGUAGCAGGCUACGGAAGUGCCCCCGCGAAAGGGAAAAAUCCAUAUCGAAUGGUGGUAACCACAAUCAAUCUGUGAUAAAGUGCAAACCCCUAGACAGGAAGUGUGUUCUGUCCUGCCACUGUAGUUUGUAUCGUUUCCUCGCCAGCAGCCGCACAUUUUGCCCUGGAGACGGUAUGCCGUGUUUUUCUUCUUGUUGUGAUUUCUUGCCCCGGUUUUCCACUAUCCGGUUACGGUGCUAAAGGUAUGUGUGACGCAGUUGUAUUGUGUGUUGGUGAAUUGUUUUGAUUUUGAAGAACCGUCCGUUUCGCUCGGUGGUCAGUUCUGUGUCGCGGGACGGUUCUCGACCGACGUAGCAGCGUGGCAACGAUUCCGAUUCUACGGUGAAAUUGUGUGAUAGUUCCGUGGUGACGUUGGUAUUUGCGGGUAAUCCUAUCCUGUCGGUUGCGAGCGGAACGCUGCGAAAUGACACCGGGACCAACGACUAAAAUCGAACGCACGAUGACCAGAGGAGGCGGAGGUGGCGAUGGUUCAUCGGGCACGGAGGAGCGCAAACGGUGCGCCGAGACAAUCCACUCGGGACAGUUCAUGGUUUCACACUUCGAAACCGAGGGUGCCGAGGACGACGAUGACGAUCUCGGAAUGCAGAUGGAAGACGUCAAGCCGUCCGAUCUGAUCGCGUCCGACAAUGCGGUGGGCCUACCGUUGGCCCCGGCCGAUGUUUGUGCCGCUGGUGCCGGUGCACUGGUACCGCUUGCGGCGUCAACCUCAUCCGAGCAGAACCAGCUCGCCCGGUACGUGCCGCGACCGCUUCAUCUGAGCAGCCGUUCCGCGAUUUCGCAGGUCGAAAUCGAUACGGACCUUUCGACGGUGUUCAACACACUCAACGUGACCUACACGCAAAAGCUGACGUCCCCGAAAUGGAACCCCUUCAAAGGCAUCCGUCUGCGCUGGAAGGAGAAGAUCCGCUUGAACAACGUUAUCUGGCGCUGCUGGCACAUGCAAUUUAUCAUGAAACGGAAAACUCUAGUCUGUCAGUUUGCAUCUCCUCUAGACGUAGACGUACACAAUACACCGCAGGCUAUUCUACUCGAGGGAAAGUACUGGAAGAGAAAGUGCAACGUUAUCAAGGCAGAGUACAAGAAAUGGCGACGGUUUAACCUAAAGCAACCAUUAGGUGCAACGAACAUUGUCGAUACGAAUAGCGAAUUAGACUUCUUAGAAUGGUCCCCGAUCAGUAAUGAUAUAUUUAUGAUCACCGAUAAUAUGCCCACUGAUACGCUAUUUUCAACAUUAGCCCAAUAUCCGUUCCCCGAUUCCAGAGAGAUAGCACGUGGCGCCGGUCGCGCUGAUUUCAUCCAGCCCAGCUUGGGCCCCCUCCAGCCUAAUCUAGAUGAUUUAAUGGAUCUGGAUCUGGACUUUCUCAAUUUCCCGCGACUGGCCCCCGUACCGGAAGAGGCGUCGGACGAUCUGCUGAAAGCGAUCGACUACAACUACACACUAGGUUCUACCAAUCAACUGGCUAACACCGGCAGCAGCAUACAGGAGGUGGCAGCAGGAAUAACAUCAUCCGGUGGCAACCAGCAAUCGAACCAAGUAAUUGCUAGUGGCAGCACAUCGGUCCCAGCGAUUCAAUACUCGGCCAAAAUUUUCACCCAAACGCUGGGUCCGGCCGGUGCCUCCGGAGCGGCAACCCAAUCGUCGAUCGCACAGCAACUAAGCAACGCGUUCGAUUCGUACAUUACCGAUCAGCUCGUCGGUGGUGGUGGUGGUGGUGGUGGAAACAGCCAAGGAUCGUCUCUGGCGGCCAUUAACAUACAAUCUACGCCUGUACAAGUACAAUCACAGCAGCAGCAGCAGCAGCAGUCCGGUUCGGCCGGAAUAAGUAGUGACGAGUUAAAUCGUAGUAUAAAGUUUAGAAAGUGCUCAAAGCACAACUACGAUCCAAAAUACCCACCGACGCCACAUCAAACGAUGGCGUACAACAUGGUCUCGCAACCACUCAUGGGGCAAACGGCGGCACGCACCAGCAAUGCCAUGAUCGGUGGCAACGGUGGCGGAAGUGCCUCUGGUAAUCAUCCGUACGGUGCUACCAUUGCCGGUGGUUUUCAAAAUGUUCCUGCCAAUGCAGCGAUGCUCCAGAUGCAGGGCAAUGUGACAAGUGUCGUCCAGUCCUCAUCGAACCAGGGAGGUAUGCUAGUACACUACAAUCAUUCCGGUCUGCAGCAGGGUGUUCCAACAUCGACCAACCCGGUCAAUCUUUCAAACACCACCAACACUGGGAACAAUGGAAACGGUGGUGGCUCAAACAGCAACAUAAGAAGUGGUGAUGGUGGACAACAGCUUCCCGCAUCCAAUCCCCUGAUGCAAAGCCUUACAUCGAAGCUGCUCACGCACAGUCAAUCGCUGCCGGUGCCUACCUUGCCGCAACCGAAAACGAUCCCCCAGCCAAGAUCGACCUCGAUGCCGACGGCACCGAACUACAACCAGAUGCUGGCAGCAUCACAGCACUCCCCUCCGGGUAGCCUUCAUGCGUCCCAGUCCGGCAGUAGCUACAAAUCGUACCACGCACACCAACCGCAACCGUACAAAAUUCCCUCGCAGACGGUCGGCGUCGGUGGAUCGUACGCAAGCGGUGUACGGGCGAUGCGCCAUUCUUCCCCGCCGCACGGUACGCUUCUGCAACCGACUGCUGGUUCCGUCGCGGUGGGACCAUCGACCAUGGGAGGGAUGGCUGCUUCCGGUGGUGGUGGUGGUGGUGGUAUAUCGCACUCACUGGAACAAUCGCAGCAGCAGCUGCAGGAUCUUCAGUUGCAGCAACAAUCGCUCGCUUCCUCAUCCUCCAACUUGCAGCAGCAACAGCAAGGACAAUCGAAACGACAUCCACCGCAUCCAACCAAAGAAAUGUUCCGCUCGAACAGCCUGCCGAUCAAUGCUUCCUUCCCGCUACCACCGAAGGAGGGCGAAAGUUUUGCCAUGCCGCGCUACCAUCAGUCGCAGAAGGCAAACGCUAAGCUACGCACGCGCAGCAACUCGAUGAUCAUGAAGCAGCAGGCGGGAAGCGCUACCAAUCAUGCAAUGAUGGGGGGAGGAUGCCCUACCGGUAGCAUGGGAGGAGCGGGUACACAGCAUAUGACCCCGACGCUACACACCAGCUCCAGCGAACCGAUGCUCAACGUUACCAGCAGUGCGCUGCUUGCGCAACUUCUAACAACUAACAACGCAAGUACCUUACUGAGUAAACAGUCACACAGUACAUCAUCAAGUGCCAUAAGUACCUUAACGCAGUCUCAGCAUCAGCAGCAGCAGCAACAACACCAGCAACAACAGCAGCAACAACAGCAACAGCAACAGCAGCAACAACAACAGCAGCAGCAGGUAAAUCGGUACGCAAUGAGACCGAUGGGAGGCAACACAUUAUCCCCAUCGUCUUCGCAGUUGCACCUUCAGCAACUUCAUCAACAGCAGCAACAGCAGCAACAGCAGCAGCAACAACAGCAACAACAGCAACAUAAUCUUCACCAGAUGCCAACGUCCUCGACUGCUGCGUCCUCAUCCGGUACGAUGCGAACUCAGCCCAGCCCCAGCUCGGUACUCAGUUUCGCAUCCUCCACCGGGAUGUCGCUGUCACAGCAAAGCCUUUCGCCCGAAUCGGCUCAUGAUACCGAUGGUCCCAUGUCUCCGAUAGGCGUAGGUAGUGGUGGUGGUGGUGGCGGUGGAAGUAGUUCCGGCGGGGGCGCUGGUAGCAAAUUUCCCCGCAGCGACAGCCAGCGUCGAUCGGGGCACAUACACGCCGAACAGAAGCGUCGGUACAACAUUAAGAAUGGGUUCGACACGCUUCACUCGUUGAUACCGCAGCUGCAGCAGAAUCCGAAUGCGAAGCUGAGCAAGGCGGCCAUGCUUCAGAAGGGCGCGGACUACAUUAAGCAGCUGCGCUCGGAGCGAACGUCCGCAAACGAUCAGAUGGAUUCGCUGCGUCGGGAAAUUGAUCAACUGAAUAAUUCGUUGAACAAUCUCCACACCGCUCUGCCGGCCAGUGGUGCUCCCGUUUCCCGCCAACGAACCGGUCGCGUAAAGGAACUCUACCACCAGUACGUGCGCCAGCGGACGAUGGACAACUGGAAGUUUUGGAUUUUCGGGCUCAUCUUCGAACCGCUGAUGACGUCUUACAAUCAAACGGUUUCCGUCGCCAGCAUGGACGAGAUGUACCGCACUAGUCAGCUGUGGGUUGAUCAGCACUGCUCGCUGGUAGAGUUAAGGCCAGCCGUCUCCAACCAGUUGCGCCAACUGUCGACGACUACCGAUGUGCUGUCGGAUCCGCCCAGCUCACUGCAGGAAGAGGUACUUAAAGCGAUAUCCACAAACAGCAACUGCCUGGUGCCGAGGGCUGGCAGCAGCAAGAGUGGUAGCCGUGGCAGUAGCGCUGAAACCAGCCCCCAUCGCUCGUAACGCCACUAGGUGCCGCCAGACGCUGUACCGUUUAUUUUUAUAUUGUGCACUAUGUUUCUUCAUUUUCUUUUUUUAUCUACCGAACGAUACGAUGGUAGAAUUACCAUAAGCUUUUUUCCGUAAUCUUUAUACAAUGUAUGUACUUUUUUGUGUUUUCUGCUUUUAAUUCAUCCGUUGACCGUUUUCAUGGCAACUCUGGUCACUCAGUUCGGGCCGAGCAGGUCAUUUCUUAAAAUCGUAAGUCCUACGUAAGUCUCCAUAUGGAAAAAAAACAAACGAAUGUUGAUAUGCUCAAAUGUAAUGAUUCAACACAACGUAACCGUAAACGAAGUGCCUUCAGCGCGAAAUGCCGUUCCCCGGAAGCCUGUUAGAGUGAAGGGUAACAAACUAUCGGAGGUAAGGUGGAGGAACAAUGCAAAACGGAAAAAAUGCACAAUAAAAUGACGUUACCAUAAUCUCAGAGAUUGCUUGGAUCUCGUGCAUCGUCAAACGAAAAUGAACAAAAAAACCCGAGGGUGAAUAGGUUGAAUAAUAGAGCCUUAUCCUAUUGGAUGGGCUGCUGCUUGUUGCUUGCCGCUCGUCCCGUAGCUGAUCGCCAGCCUUAAGAGAGUAGAGGAUAGACGCAUUACGGUGUAACAGGGCGAGAAGUCUAAUUGUACUAUUCGUUAAUCGCAAAUCGUUACUCUGUACUUGUACUAGGAUAGUGUACAUUUAUCAUUCAAACAACAAGCCAGGAUCGCCCAUUUGGGCCUACCAUAUUUCCCUUUUCCAUUUCGGAUAUAUCAGCAUCAUCAAGUUUACGUUUUAAGCUAUCAUGUCGUUAUUUCGUUACUAGGUAUGGUAGAUUUUUUGGUUUGUUUGUUUGAGUGCAGUUCCUUCCUAUGCUGUUGUUACGGCCUCGUAACGUUUACAUCCUCUAACGAACACUACGUAACUAGUUCAGGAAGGGACAAACCUCCACGAAGCAUCAUGUUAAACUAUGAUAAUGUUAAUAUUUUUGUAACUACUUUUAAACAUAAAAAAAAAACUGAUGAAACAUGUGUUGUUGGGCAUACAGCGGAUGUCUGCCUGCCACGCCGGAAGAGAAAACCGCCAAAGGCAGGCGCGAAUGGAGUAUGAAAAGGCGUGGUAUAGUUGAAGUACAACCGUUUAUGGUAGGAGAAGGGGUUUAGUCUAGCCAACCACCGGAGGGCACGGGAUACGCAUCAGCACGGCUUAGUAAGGCGCGCGCAUUCUAAAGCCCUGCUUAUGGAGAGUGGAGAGGCAUUGUGAUGAAAGCAGGGCGAGUUUAUUUUUUGGGUAAAAUCGAUAUGACUUAGAACGCUGGUGGAGAAAAAAUGAUACCGAAUAGAAGAGAAAAGAGAGCCCCCGUGUUUGGGCUUACAACG